This is a messenger RNA of Monoraphidium neglectum, 1155 nucleotides long. RefSeq lists its product as hypothetical. Gene Ontology annotation, molecular function: structural constituent of cell wall. Gene Ontology annotation, cellular component: fungal-type vacuole; fungal-type cell wall. NCBI's taxonomy places the organism in Eukaryota, Viridiplantae, Chlorophyta, Chlorophyceae, Sphaeropleales, Selenastraceae. The record is from RefSeq and is a predicted model, not a curated record. Gene Ontology annotation, biological process: fungal-type cell wall organization. The coding region runs from base 1 to 1155 and encodes 384 amino acids. The transcript is spliced from 7 exons.
AUGGCAGACUGCCCGGCGGACGCCCAUUGGUUCUGCCGGUCGUGCACCAAGGACUGGAAGCGCGUGCCUGGGGCGCCGGGCGUCGCUUACGCCACGCCGCCGGAUACCAGCAAAUGGACCAACCAGCGGUUCCUGGAUGGCGACCCGAUGUACCGCCUGCUGAAGACAGACCCGCGGUACUUUGAUGCCUUUUUCUGGUCCAGCCACACUUUCAGCCACCCGAUGCUCGACAACGCCACCUUUGACUUUACCAAGGCCCAGAUGGACAUGAACGCGCGCAUGGCUGGACCGGACUUCUUGGGCUUGACCUCCAAGGCCACAUUCAGCCGGUCGUCCAUGGUGACGCCCUCCAUCAGCGGCCUCUUCAACGCCGACAGCCUCGCCGCGCUGGCUGCGUCGGGCGUGACGGCGGUCGCGGGCGACAACACGUGGCCGGUGCUGACCAACAGGGCGAACCCGCACCAUGUGCUGUAUACGACGCAGGAGACCAACGGCUACCCUUACGCUCCUGGGGCUUUCGCGCUCGCCAUCACGCCAAGAUGGGCCACGGCGAUGGCUUACAGUGCCUCGUCUGCGCAAGAGGCGCUCGACUUAUAUAACAGCGAGGUCGCCGCCCCCGACAAAGAGAUCAGCCUUCAGAACCUCCUGUGGAAGGAAGCUGAGCGGGUGCUCACCGACGGACUGCUGUCGCUGCGCCACGACGGCCACAUGUUCCACCAGGCCAACAUGCGCGUCGCCGGCAGCGGCGGCGCCGGCAGCCUGCUGAUGAUGUGGACUGAGACCGUCCUCGCCCGCCUGCUGGCGGUUGUUGACUGGCCGGUGACGUCACUCAAGCUCGACGACCUGGCGGCCGCCUUCAUGCGCCGCGAGGCGCGGGACAACUGCCGGCUGUCGCACCGCCUCGGCAUCAGCCGGGCAUCUGGUACUGUGCAGUACAUCGCAGUGACCAGCGGCGCCGCGGCCGCCGCGAUCGAGUGCGGCGCGCCGCUGAUCACGCCGCGCGGCGUGGGCGUCGACGGCAACGGGACUUCGCUGCUUGCGGCUGUCGGUACGGCCGCGGGCUACAACUCUUCGGUGGUGCGGCUGCCCGCGGGCGGCUCUGCGCUGCUGAGGGUCUCCGGCGCCCUACCCUGGGCUCUGCCGCCGCGCGUGUGA